AUGGUGCCGAGCGCGGCGGUGGCCACGGAGGUGGGCGGGAACCCCUUCGACGACCACGCCGACGACACCAUGCUGGAGGGGUCCGUCGGCGACGGCGCGGAGCUGGACGUGGACGUGUGCAAGGGCACCGACCAGGUCGUGGACAGCUCCGAGGCGCGCGUGGACGCGAGCGAGCAGGAGCACCAGAGCCCCUUCGAGGAGGACACGGUGCUGGGCGAGGUCCCGCCCUUCCCGCAGCUCAGCGCGGCGGUGGGCGAGGAGGCCGUCGGAGGCCCCUUGGAGAGUAUCGUCGGCGCCGAGCUGCAGGGUCAGGAGAGCGAGGAGGCGACGAACGACGACGACUUCGUUCUCCCCUCGAUCCUCGCCAAGAUGGAGGAGUCGAUGGAGGCCCAGCGGCGGUCCCAGGCCAGCCUCGUGGAGGACCUGGCCAAGUUGCGUGCCCUCCGAGCGCAGGAGCUAUCCGUGGCUCUGCGCAAUGGGGUGGCGGGCGCCGUCGACGAGGCCAAGGUGCGCCUUCGGGCCGCCGUGGAUCGGCUCCGUCUGGCCGAGGCCGCCUUCGACAACAAGAUGGCCACCUUCCAGCGGCAGUGCGAGGUCCUGCAGCGGGCGUCCCAGCGGCGGUGA
Prorocentrum cordatum is the source of this 624-nucleotide messenger RNA. NCBI's taxonomy places the organism in Eukaryota, Dinophyceae, Prorocentrales, Prorocentraceae. The record is from the annotation of a GenBank genome assembly.